Molecule: messenger RNA, 2030 nt
Organism: Tripterygium wilfordii
Lineage: Eukaryota; Viridiplantae; Streptophyta; Magnoliopsida; Celastrales; Celastraceae
Product: ribosomal RNA processing protein 1 homolog
Exons: 1
Coding region: 43-1875 (610 amino acids)
Biological process (GO): rRNA processing
Cellular component (GO): preribosome, large subunit precursor; preribosome, small subunit precursor; nucleus
Source: RefSeq, a predicted model, not a curated record
CCUAACAAGCUCUUCUCUCACACACAGAAGCGGCGGAAAAGGAUGGACGGAGCCCAAUUCGGUCCGUUACUGAUCAAGAAACUCGCUUCCUGCGAAAAAACCAUCCGUGACCGCUCCCUACGCCUCCUUAUCACUAAAUGGCUUCCUUCGCAGCACGAGAUCCCCGACGCCGACAUGAAGAAGCUGUGGAAGGGACUCUUCUACUGCGUCUGGCACGCCGACAAGGCUCCCGUCCAGGCUGACCUCAUCGAACGUCUCUCUUCUCUCCUGCCUGAGCUCCAUCUCUCUCUCUCUCUUCACUACUUCUCUGUCUUCUUGCUCACCAUGCGCAGGGAGUGGCCAGGUAUUGAUCAUCUUAGGCUGGACAAGUUUUAUCUCCUGAUUCGGAGGUUCUUGUACCAUUUCUUCGCUCUUUUGAGGAAGAAUUCGUGGGAUUUGGAGCUUUGCCGUCGCUGUAUGGGUGUGCUGGAAGAGCAGGGUUUCUUGGAAGAUGAUAAGUUGCAAGGGAACGGUGUGAAGUAUCAUAUUGCAUCAGUUUUUCUGGAGGAAAUGAGGACGUUUUUGCCGGUGAAGAAGGAGGUGAUUGAGUUGGUGUUGGGUCCAUUCCUUUCGUGUAUGGAGAAGUCGCCUGAUAAGUUGUUGCUGGUCAAAAUUAAGGGCAAUGUGUUUGAUGUUAUGCUGAAAAUGGGGAAGAGACUGUUGGAGGUCAAGAAAUCAGAUGGUGAUAUGGAAUCCGGUGAUAGCGAUGACAUGGUUGUCUUAGGAACAAUCGCCUUGACCAUUGGAUUUUCCUCCAAGUUUUAUGCAUUGGGUUCCUCAACUGAAUGUAUUCAGGGGAAUAGGAAAGUUCUGUUUGGUUUGCAUGAGGAGUUUUUGAAGUUAGAGAAGGAUAUGAUUUCUUCAAACAUUCAAAUAUCAUUUCCUGUGGUUGAUGAUGCUGACGAAGAAGAGGUGCCAAAAUUGGUACCUUUUGUGAAUGAUUUGGUGAUGGAUGACUCUAAUGUUGUUGCAGCAGACUCUGGAGAGAAAGUUGCCAAUGGGUCCAUUAUGAAGGGUUUGAAGAAGUGUAAGAAAUCCAAGAAGGCUAAAAAUAAGAAAAACAGUCCAAGUACUGAUGGUGUUGCAAUGGAUAAGGAGAAUGAGAGUAUGGGAGUUGUGGAGAUGGAUGACUCUAAUGUUGUUGCAGUAGACUCUGGAGAGAACGUUGCCAAUGGGUCCAUUAGGAAGAGUUUGAAGAAGUGUAAGAAAUCCAAGAAGGCUAAAAAUAAGAAAAACAAUCCAAGUACUGAUGGUGUUGCAAUGGAUAAGGUCCAUAAGGAGGAUGAGAGGAUGGGAGUUGUGGAGGGUGAGAACUGGAGUGAUGGAAAUUUGAUACAGUUGAAUGACACUUUGAUGUCAAAUCUACAGAUGCAGUUUGAGAAGGUAGCCACAGAAGAGGGACUGGGUAAUGAUGGUGUUGCGAGUGCUUGUGAUUUACAGAAGCUUUCGGUGAACGGUACUGUCCCUAAGAAGAGGAAGAGAACAAAGAGCAUGGAUGGGAAGAAAAAUCCAGCCUCGAGUAGCCAGGUGAACGCUGAAAGUGGUGCAACUGCAAACACUGUGGAGAGUAGGGCGAAGAAGGUAAGGUUCUCAAUGAAAAACAAUUUGGUAUGGAAGCCCAAUAGUCCUUUGCCCCCGCAAAGUAUGAGAAUACCACCCACACUUACCCCUAGAGGAAGUGCUCUUAAGCAAGGUGUACCUCCAGGUCCCAUCAGGGAGAUGCCUCCUGCAGCCAAAAGGAGGGUGAAAUCACUGAAGAGAGGCCGGAAGGCAAUGAAAAAUAUCAUCUCCCCUGCCCUCAAACGCCGGAUGAAAUUAAAAUCUCAAUCCGCCUAGUAGACAUUUUUGGUUUGUGUUUCUCGGUUUCAACUCUUCUAUUUCUAGUUUGAAAUGUUUCUAGUUAAUUGAUAUGACUAAGCUGAUUGUUUUAAUCUAGUUAAAGUUGAAUUCUGCAUUUACUGAUGGCCAUGUUAUAUCAUGUCAAUUUCUUA